AUGGUUUUGGAAGUGCUGAACCCAGUGCAGUAUGAUGUCACCGGCAUGGUGGCCAAGGGUGUGACUGUUGCCAGCAUUGCAAUCCUGCGGCUCACUGGCUUUCUUCUGUUUGUUUGGAACUCUAAAAACACAGCCUCAAUACCAGGUCUCAGCUACUUUCUGGGAAUUGGGCCCCUCAUUUCCUACGGCAGGUUUCUCUGGAUGGGGAUUGGCAGUGCCUGAAAUUACUACAACAAGAUGUAUGGAGAAUUCAUGAUAGUCUGGGUAUGUGGAGAGGAAACCCUCAUUAUUAGCAAGUCCUCGAGUGUGUUCCACGUGAUGAAGCAUAAUCAUUAUACAUCUCGAUUUGGCAGCAAACUUGGCUUGCAGUUCAUCGGCAUGCAUGAGAAAUACAUCAUAUUUAACAAUCAUCCAGUUAUCUGGAAAGCUGUCAGAACUUACUUUAUGAAAGCUUUGUCCGGCCCUGGCCUGGUGCGCAUGGUGACCACCUGUGCUGAUUCCAUCACCAAGCAUCUGGACAGGUUGGAGGAGGUCCGCAAUGACUUGGGCUAUGUGGAUGUGUUGACCCUCAUGUGGCGCAUCAUGCUGGACACCUCUAACAUGCUCUUCCUGGGGAUCCCCUUGGAUGAAAGCACUCUCAUGGUUAAAAUCCAGGGUUAUUUUGAUGCAUGGCAAGCUCUCCUUCUCAAACCAGACAUCUUUAAGCUUUCUCGGCUAUGCAGGAAGCAUGAGAAGUCUGUCAAAGAUUUGAAAGAUGAAAUAGAAAUUCUAAUAGAAAAAAAAAAAGACAUUAUUUUCAUAGCAGAGAAACUGGAAGACUCUAUGGAUUUUGCCACUGAGUUGAUUCUGGCUGAGAAACGUGGUGAACUGACGUGACAGAAUGUAAACCAGUGCAUACUGGAAAUGAUAAUCACAGCACCAGACACUAUGCCUGUCUCUGUGUUCUUCGUGCUGUUUCUCAUUGCAACACAUCCCCAGGUUGAAGAGGCAGUAAUGAAGGGAAUCCAGACUGUUGUUGGUGAAAGAAAAAUGAAGAGUGAUGAUAUUCAAAAGCUAACUGUGGUAGAAAAAUUUAUUAAUGAAAGCAUGCAAUACCAGCCUGUCAUGGACCUACUCAUGUGCAAAGCCUUAGAGGAUGAUGUCACUGAUGGCUACCCAGUGAAAAGGGGGACUAACAUUAUCCUGAAUCUUGGAAGAAUGCACAGACUUGAGUUUUUCCCAAAGCCUAAUGAAUUUACUCCUGAAAACUUUGCCAAGAAUGUUCCUUACAGGUACUUUCAGCCAUUUGGCUUUGGGCCCCGGGCCUGUGCGGGAAAGUACAUCGCCAUGGUGAUGAUGAAGGUCAUCCUGGUCACCCUUCUGAGACGCUUCCACGUGCAGACUUUGCAAGGUCGGUGUGUUGAGAAGAUGCAGAAGAAAAAUGACUUAUCCUUGCAUCCAGACGAGACCAGAGACCGGCUGGAAAUGAUUUUCAUCCCGAGAAAUUCAGACAAGUGCCUCGAGUGCUAAAGAAGUUUGGUCAGUCCCUGCCCCAGAGCACUGCUCAACAGAAUUCCACAUGGGAACCACCCAUCUUUGCCAGGUGGUCCUCCUCACAUGAACAACCAUGGCCUGUGCCAUUUUAUAGGCUUACCUCCUGUGGGUUGUCAGCUAGCCAGGAGACACAGUUCAUCUGACCAGAUCCAAACCAGACAGCAGACUGCAAGAGAAAAUAGAGGCCAAGAGUUUGUACCGGAAACGGCAGCCCUAAAGACCCAAUUCCACAACACAUGCUUUGCAUGAAAGUGAAAAGUCAAAGUGAAGUCGCUCAGUCAUGUCUGACUCUUAGCGACCUCAUGGACUGCAGCCUAUCAGGUUCCUCCGUCCAUGGGAUUUUCCAGGCAAGAGUACUGGAGUGGGGUGCCAUUGCCUUCUCCAUUGGAAAAGACAAGUCACCAGCAAAACUCACUCCAGCUCCUUACUGUCCUGCACUGAAUUGGGAGCUUUUUAACAUCUGGGGCAGAAGCACUCAAUUUGAUUACAAAGGCCAGGCCAACAUC
Capra hircus (goat) is the source of this 2039-nucleotide messenger RNA. Its product is annotated as aromatase-like. Lineage: Eukaryota; Metazoa; Chordata; Mammalia; Artiodactyla; Bovidae. The transcript is spliced from 10 exons. The record is from RefSeq and is a predicted model, not a curated record. Gene Ontology annotation, molecular function: monooxygenase activity; heme binding; oxidoreductase activity, acting on paired donors, with incorporation or reduction of molecular oxygen.